Molecule: messenger RNA, 5857 nt
Organism: Osmia bicornis bicornis
Lineage: Eukaryota; Metazoa; Arthropoda; Insecta; Hymenoptera; Megachilidae
Product: synaptotagmin-10-like
Exons: 10
Coding region: 317-1771 (484 amino acids)
Biological process (GO): regulation of calcium ion-dependent exocytosis; calcium-ion regulated exocytosis; cellular response to calcium ion
Cellular component (GO): membrane
Molecular function (GO): phosphatidylserine binding; calcium ion binding; calcium-dependent phospholipid binding
Source: RefSeq, a predicted model, not a curated record
CUGCCGGCCAAGGGACCAGGAGAGACAGGGUGAGCGGAAUAGAAAGAACAGAGGGGUAGGGUGGUACGCACGCGAGGGUCAAGGAGGGAAGAAGCACAGGAUAGAGGGCUCAAGGGAACUACAGGGGACGCAGGCGCGAACGCAGACGCAUUAAAUCGACGAAACGGCGCCGAGCAUUCCGGCAUCGGCAGACAACGCGGCACGAUCAACCGGAGGUAAUCGUCGUGGAACCUGGGGCCACUUCGUCUUCAACACUUUCAACGCGUAACACCUAUUUAGAACGCGAACAGAAGCUCGAGGAACGUUUAAACCGAUCAUGGGUGUCGUCAAGACUGCGUCCGAGAGCAUCCUCGCGGAAACCGUGAUACCCAGCGAGGAGGCCAAUUACUCCGUGCAAGGUCACGCCGAAGAAUGGACGGAAACGUUCCCGUAUCAACUGUUGGUUGGAACAGGAGUAGCGCUGAUGGCAUUAUUAUUGUUGGCUGCCGUGAGUUUCCAAUGUUCUUCCACCUGGCGAUGGUUAAUGAGGAUGAGACGAAACGUGAAGGAAGAGGAUGCUGAGAGCGAUUUGUCCCAACAAAACGCUAUACGUAUCAGUCAUUCGUUGCCGGACCUUCAAUCAGAACCGAUCACCCAUGAAUACGUCCAGGAACAGAAAGACAGCAAGAAGGUAUUACGUCAGACGACUUUACCCAUUGUCCCGAUGAGACAUCAAAGCUUUCAAAGGCAGCUCUCCCAUCGAUUAGACCUUCCAAAUAUCAAGUUCAGCAUUUGUAGCCUGGAGAAUCGUAGCGAUUCUAGUCUUGGAUUAAUUAAGCCGGAACUUUACAAGAAAGAGCUGCUCAAACAGGAUGACGCGGACAGCUCUAGUACCGCUGAAAUGGAGUUCGCCGGAAGUCUGCGUUUUGGUCUGUUCUACGACAAGGAGAUCGAGUCGUUGAUCGUAAAGGUUUUAGAAGCUCGAGAUUUACCAGAGAAGGACGUGACAGGAAGUAGCGAUCCCUACGUGAAAGUUUAUCUCCUCCCUGACAGGAAGAAGAAGCAUCAGACUAAGGUGCACCGCAAGAAUUUGAACCCCGUGUUCAACGAGACCUUCAUAUUUAGCGUGUCGUACGAAGAGCUCGGGGAACGAUAUCUUCAAUUUUCGGUAUACGACUUCGAUCGAUUCUCUCGAAACGAUUUGAUAGGACAAGUGGUCGUCAAAGGUUUAUUGGAAUGCGCUGAUCUUGAACACGAACUCGAAUACACAAUGGACAUUAUGCGUACCAUGCAGGAAAAGGUGGAUCUGGGUAAAUUGAUGCUGUCGCUUUGCUACCUUCCGACAGCUGGUCGGCUAACAGUGACCGUAAUUAAAGCUAGGAACCUGAAAGCCAUGGACAUAACAGGAUUGUCGGACCCGUACGUGAAGAUAUACCUGUUGUGCCAAGGCAAAAGGAUCAAGAAGAAGAAGACCACUGUGAAGAAGAACACUCUGUGCCCGGUGUAUAAUGAAAUUCUAGUAUUCGACGUGCCGGCAGAGAACAUCGAAGACGUUAGUCUCAUAAUAAAAGUAAUCGAUUACGACAGAAUUGGAUCGAACGAGUUAAUGGGCUGCACGGCAAUCGGCUCCAGUUUCAUCGGUAUCGGUCGUGACCACUGGCUAGAAAUGCUGGAUAAUCCAAGGAAACCUGUGACGCAAUGGUAUCCUUUGAUGGAAACGGUCGCUGGUCACAUUCCAGCUGUGAAUUCGGAGCCGCUUCCAGUGAGUCUGAGCUGCUUGAACAGUAGAUGAAGACAGUACGGCUGGGAUAAAUAUCGCGGGAAGUCGCAGUUUUUGUCGGACGUCGUUUCGGGCGUUGUUUCCUUCUGUCGUCAUUUAAUGCACAUCGCUUGACUGACUUAAGUACAAUUUCUAUCUCAACAGGUUCGGAUGAAACAGAAGCAAAAUACAAACCAAACAGUAUAAAACUCUGUGCUUUGAAACAUAAUAUAUCGUGCGGUGAGCGUGAAAUAGUAAACGUGCAGUAGACAGUAAUAAAAUGUUUGUAAAGCUUAGUACGAUAUAGAGAGUCGAUGGAAGGACGAGGUUGCUCAAACUACUUUUGAAAAAUAUCCAAGAUGAAAAAACAAAGUAUCCCUAAUAUCGAUAAGAACAUACAAAACGAGAGAAAGAGAGGGAGAGAAUGAGAGUGAGCAAGCGAGAGAGAUAAGAAAAAAAGAUAGAAUAGUUUAUUUUUUGAAGAAAUGAAUUCAGGCUGGCCCUGUAUUCUAGAAUCGUUUAUCAAUUCCACUGAUCGUAUAUUUUAUCAACGAGAGAGAAACACUGACUCAAUAAGCGGUUGUGAACGAGCAAAUUUUUCCAAUUUCUUCAAUUGCAAAACAUAAAUUUUCACAUUCUAUACACCUUGCUCUUCGAUUGAACGACGCGACGGUCAGAUAACAAAAGAGAAUUCAACAAAAUUUCGCGUAUUGGAAAAUAAUUGUCGAGCAGAGCAUUGUGGAGUACUAGAGUCUUCGUUGUACGCACAGCUGUUAGUAAUUGUUGCAGUAAGUAAUCGUUGCAUCGCGAAAAAGGGAUCGAACGUGCACGUUUCUACUCGAUAUUGCUUCACGAUUGUUUGCAAUGCUUGUCAGUGAUUCGAAGCGUAUUCUACCGUCUUCCUCGACGAGUCGUAUUUGCUUAUGGAUUUCGUUUUAUAUUGAUCAUCGCGCUGAAUGCUGUCGAGAUCACCAAUUGCACGUAAUAGAUAUUACAAAUUCAAUACAACAAAAUUACUAGAAGGUACAAAAAUUUCAAAGGAAUUUUAAGUAGCAUUGUUAUUGCAUUAAUUUCAUAAGCGAAAGAAAAUUAUAUGUUUAUUUCGUUGCGCUUAAUCCAUCAAAGAGUUCUGUUGCAAUCCGGUCAUUCCUCCGUACGCCCACGCAACGAGAAAGUUUAACCAAUCAUCAUAAGCUUCAGCGCGAUUAAAUCUUUUCUAUGCGAAACGUGUAUACUGAUGCCUGCAGGAACGAUAACUUGGCAAAACACAAAUAGUAGGUACAAAAAUUGUUUUCAAUGACGAACCGUGUGAUCCUUCAGGGAUCUAUCACGAUCGGACACCACUUUCGUGCUUCCGUAACACUCUUGUUUCUAUCGAUCAAUCCGAUGCAUGACACCGCGAAAAAACGUUCUAAGGACAAUAAAGCCAUGUAAUCCAUAUGUAGAUCUUUCUUUAGUCUUCGAAUAGCAAUAUUCCUAUUGUUAACGUACAUAUAACGCUGUAUCGUUGGUCCACUGUACACUCACGUUCAAAAAUCACAGGCCACAAGACACUUCAUUUUUUAGAAUUAUGAAAAUCAAAGAAGGAACGCGAACUUUGUUAUUGUUAGUUUUCAACACGUCAAAAUUAUUGAAAAUAGUAUUCAAGAUACAUGGAGAAUUUAUUCUAAAUUCCGAUCACUUCUUUUUAAGUUUUCGUGAAAUCUCAAUGAAUACUCUAUGACUUCUGAACGAGAGCGUACAUUGGGUACGCAAAACCGUGUUUAGUAACAACAUCAAUAUUAACAAAUGAAAAUAAAAAAAGGAGACGAGAAAAAGGGAGAAUAGAUGUAGCGAAGCAACGUUUACUAAUUCACGCUCGUACGCAAUUUUCGCGUAAAUGUUCUUAAUUUAACAUGAUACGUGUUUAGGUAUAAAGCUCGUCGAAGGGCGCCGUUUGUGAUAACGAGGCCGGAAGCGCGUGCACACGCGCGGGAAUGCGACCCAUACGAGGACAUGUACCAAUAAGUUCACGUUAUAUCGAGGCAAAAUAUCCCGUGUGCUCGAUAAUAGGACGCGUGUGACACGCGUGGAAGGCCACGUCGUAGAGAACAGUAAAUCAACGCGAACGAUGCGUGGCACGUAUGAUAUCGUAACGCGUGCAUCUAUGAUGUAUCGUGAAAAUAUGUACACGUAGACGUGAAAAUUCACUUGAGAUCACGGACAGAGAGGAGAAUGUACAAAAUGGCACGAUUUAAUGAUUUCGUGCAAUCAGUUAACGUUUCGAUGUGGUACAGAUUCUAUAGAAAAACAGAGGAUAUUAUAGUAUACAUGGGCGUCCCUGGAAAGCGGAUGAGCGAAGAGGAAUGUUGAAAUAAUGAAAGAAAUAGUUAAGAAGACAGUAUUAACCCUUUAGGUGCGGAAGGUUUAAAAAAUAGCCAUUUCUUGGUUUUCUGUGGAAACGAAAAUUUCAUGCACGAUAUUUAAGAGUAAUAGUUGGAAUAUUAACAAAAAGCCCUUUGAACACAAAUGAAAUCAAUAAACGAUAUUAAUUUACAAUGUGUAGCAGCUAAAGGGUUAAACCGAUAUGAUUUAACGAUCUAACGUAGUGACAGCAUUCUGUGUUUCAUGUUGCUGAAAGUAUACCCAAUCUGUACCGAAACAUGCAUAGCGAAUAGAUUAGUAUCCGACUAAUAACCGAAAAACGGUGAUAAUUAGAAGAAAAUGUGCCAAUACACAGAAAAGUAGUAUUAGUAGCGUAGAAUAGCGAAACGUAGUGCACAAGAUGAAAAAAAGCUUUUAAUGGUUAAUCCUGAAAAUACGUAGCCAGACAUAUAUCCAUAUAAAUAUAUAUACAUUUAUGUAUAAUCCUUGUACCAGAUCGUAUCCAGUCAAUUUGAUCGUGGUUGCCCGUGAGGUCGCCUUCUUUUUCUAGAAUUCUUGUUGCACUUCUCGUUUUCGCGUUCCAGCGACGCCCAUCGCGGACAAAACUAAUCAAGAUAACUGUAUUUUUCGUACAAAUUGCGAACAUUCUACUACAGACUGAGCUUAUUCGAAUAACUUUCACACGAGCUUCGUGGAAACAAAAAAAGAAAAAAAAGAACAAAUGGAAAGGACACGUAAUUUUGUAAAUUAGAGUAGUCGUACGAAGUGGGUCAACUUGGAGAACAUUUUUUCUACGAACGUAAGGAACGGAUACAAUAGAAAAAAUUGGAUGUUAUUCUAUAGGCUAUCGAACGAUAUAUUUGAUCUGUAUUUAUUUUGAAUACAGAACACCGUGUCCAAUCGAGGACACCAAUGUGUAUUUGACGUCGUCGAACUGUAUUUAAUGUGUCGAUUCUUUUAUUCUAACGUUUUUUGUAUUCGUUUCGAUGUAGUGUUAAUGUGCAUAGCCGUCGAUGUUCGUUCAAGUAAACGUAUGAUUUUGUACGUGAACAUGGUGAUUUGGAGUAACGUUGAUACACGAUAUCGUUCAAUUUCUAUCGUUUGGAUCUGUCCGAGCAAUUUCAAUCACAGCAUCCUCUCGCACUCGACUACCGAUGGGCUGAUAACAAUUAUUUUGAAUUAUCAGAAAAUUUUAAUUCAAUUUGAAUAUCAUUUACGAUUCAAAUUUCUUGAAUUUCAGGGGUUUUGAGAAGAUCUUGGAAUUAUUAAAAAUCGUGAAAUUGUAUUAUUAUUCGAACAAUGUGUUAUUCUGGACCAAUUCUUUGGAGACCACCAGUAUGAUCAAUCAUUACGAAUUGCUUGGAAAUUGGCAGGAUAGAAUAUUGAUUGCCCAUCAACUAUUGACACCGCUGUCGAUACUCUGUGACACGCGUACAUAUCAAUUGCGACGAUGCGGGCUGACAGGUAUCAAUUUCACUGGAUAAUUAUUAUCAGAAGAGCGUGAAAAUCAGCUAGCAGACUAAAGUCUAUUCUAAUCAUGAAAGUGACACCGUAAACUUAUUUAACCAAAAACUGCAGGCGAAUCGAGUCAAGGUAUCACGGUACCGGUGAUAAUAUGCAUUUUCUAACGAGUAUGUAUUUAUCUAUACUGUAUAUCCGGGCACGCAGCUGUCCAUUCGUGAUUGUGAAUGAAAUAAAUAAAACUCGGUACCAUAUAAGAUCCUUUGUUCUUCAUUUCUCUUGGAAAAAAAUCAG